Molecule: messenger RNA, 1293 nt
Organism: Linum tenue
Lineage: Eukaryota; Viridiplantae; Streptophyta; Magnoliopsida; Malpighiales; Linaceae
Source: the annotation of a GenBank genome assembly
AUGAAGGGCUCGUUGGCGCAAGUGUGGAGGAAGGUGCAAGGUUGUGGCGACUGGGAAGGUCUCGUGUCGCCGUCGUUGCACCCGCUGUUGAGGGAAGAGAUUGUCCGAUACGGGGAGCUAGUGUCGGCUUGCUACAAGGCGUUCGAGCUCAACUCGAGCUCGAGCCGUUACUUGAGCUGCAAGUAUGGGAAGGGGAGCAUGUUCGAGGAGGUGGGGAUGGGUGGUUCGGGGUACGAUGUCACUAGGUACGUCUAUGUGACUGCUCCUGAUAUCAUGACCAGCAUCCCCAGCAUCCGACCCGGCAGCUGCUGUCGUGGUCGAUGGGUUGGGUAUGUGGCGGUGGCAUCGGAUGACAUGACUGACAGGCUGGGGAGGAGGGACAUCCUCGUCACGUUUCGAGGGACCGUGACGAGCCAGGAGUGGGUGGCGAACCUGAUGAGUUCCCUGACUCCUGCCAGGCUGGACCCCGGGGAUCCCAGGCCGGAGGUCCAGGUGGAGUCAGGGUUUCUGGGGCUCUACACCUCGAACGAGUGCGGUGGCAGCAGGUUCGGCCUCGAGAGCUGCAGAGAGCAGCUUCUCUGCGAGAUCUCGAGGCUGCUGAGGAAGUACAAAGGGGAGGAGGUCAGCAUUUCGAUAGCCGGGCACAGCAUGGGGAGCUCCCUCGCUCACUUGCUCGCAUACGACAUCUCCGAGCUCGGGUUGAACGUGAUGAACAAUCAUGUCAACUCGAGCAGGAGGACGACGACGGAGCACGGCCACCAUCGUGCACCGUCGUCCACGGUCCCAGUGACCGUUUUUUCGUAUGGCGGGCCGCGAGUGGGGAACCUCGGGUUCAAGCAGAGGUGCGAGGAGCUGGGAGUGAAAGUGUUGAGGGUCGUGAACGUCCACGACCCUGUCACGAAGCUCCCCGGUGUCUUUCUCAACGAGAAUUUUAGGGUUUUGGGGAACUACGAGCUCCCUUGGAGUUGUUCGUGCUACUCGCACGUUGGGGUCGAGGUGCUACUCGAUUUCUUGGACGUCAAGAACCCUUCUUGUGUUCAUGAUUUGGAUGCCUACAUUAGCCUAGUAAGGUGUCCGAGGGAGGAGGGCAUCAUCCAUGAAGAUGGAGUAGUAGGGAACAUUUUCGAGAGAGUAAUGAGUAAUGUUGUAGGGAAUUUUGAGCUCUGCCGGUUGAGGAGAGCGGCUAGUGGUAUGGUAGACCAAUUUUUGGUUCAGUCUCAAGGUGCUGAAUUUUUAAUGGAUAAUAACUUCUUAGGAUGGAUGAAUUGCUUGGCUUUGUAUAUGCUCAUGUAA